AUGGGAAAAAGAAGAAUAGAAAUCAAGAAAAUUGAGGACAAGAAAAAGCAACAAGUUACGUUUACUAAGAGGAGAAAAAGGCUGCUCAAGAUGGCUAUGGAGCUAGGCCAGAAAUAUGAUGCUGAGGUAGCAGUGACCAUCAGGAGUAAUGCCAGCAAUAUCUUUGCCUUUGGUCAUCCUUCUAAUCUGCCUGAAGAUGAUCUUGAUGAAACAGAGGAAAGCCCUGAUGAUGAUGAUGAUGAUCAGGAAAUGUCUGAUUGUGUGAUGGAAGUCAACAAAGCCAAAUUGUCAUCUGAAAAUAGAAAUGGAGAUCAAGAUGAAGUACAUGAUGUGGCUGAAAAAGAUGAUAUAAGUGACAUAGAAGAAUUCCUUGAUGAUGAUGAUGACGAUGUUGAUCAGGAAAUGUCUGAUCAUGAGAUGGAAAAGACGGUCUUGAUGAUGAUGACGGUGAAGAUGAUGAUCAGAAGAAUACGAUGGGGAAGCCAAAAGAAUGCUACUGAUCAACAAGUACAAGACACUGGGAAUGUGGUGAAAAAGCAGGAGAAUUCAACUGCAAACUCAAUUAUGAUGCCCAACUUGAUUAGGGAUGUGCCCCCAGUUGACGAUUUAGAGUUGCAUGAACUUCAAGAAAGUAUGGCUCAGCUGGAAAAGAUGAAAAAGAAAGUAACAGAUCCAGUUAAUCAGAUCAGGAAGAGUAGCGCUGAUUCUUCUUGUGACUUCAAUAAAAAUGCAAGGACCUGA
This is a messenger RNA of Coffea arabica (coffee), 741 nucleotides long. The record is from RefSeq and is a predicted model, not a curated record. NCBI's taxonomy places the organism in Eukaryota, Viridiplantae, Streptophyta, Magnoliopsida, Gentianales, Rubiaceae.